AUGCCAAGCGAAGAGCCGCAUCCGCAACCAAGAGUCACUCCUGUUUCUGCUUUCAACAUCGAUACAGGUCCAUCAUAUAACGCGGUUGCAUCGUCUACGACACCACACACCUCGGACCCCACUGCCGUCUUCUCAAACCCUACUAAUCUCUUCACAACACCGCAACCCACGCCUCAACCCGCACCAACCAAUCCACCCCUUUCUACCCAAUGCGAUGACAACAUUCAUCUUUUGUGUACUGUCGAUGCCUCCCGCGUCCGCGACCGCUGGCUCGAAGGCUGGGUCCCGCGCCCUAACCAACAGUCCAAAGACCUGCCUCGCGGUACUGCAGUCUUUAUUCACAGCAUCUUGAAAGCGUAUCCGCAAUCGUUAUGCAAGGGCGAUUUGCCUCCCAUUAUCCACGACCUGCAGUUGGUAGACGGAAAGCUGCCCUCAGCGCUUGCGAACUGUGUCAGCAUCGCUCGAAUGUGGGAGGGGCAGAGAGAAGGUGGAGGAGCCUUGGUGAAAGACACGUCGCUCAGAGAGAUGGAGAGGUUGUUCGCAGAGAAAGAGAAGUAUGGGCAGUGGGAACUGCUAGCAGCUUUCCAGGCGUACAUCAUGUACGUCACGCUUCUGCUCGAUCCGGCGGGUGAGCCCGUGGUCCCUCAGGAUGUUAUGCUCAACCUGCAAGACUUUGCGCACACCAUCGCCGUCACUGGUCUUGUUGACCCUUCCGAUCAUCCAUCCUGGGCUGCUUGGGCCCUUGCCGAAGCUAAACGCCGUGCUCUCUUCGCGAUGUACAUGCUCGACGACAUUGUGAAUUUCUUCUCGCACGUUCCUUGUAUCAUGGGCGAUGAAUUAGCGGACCUUCCGGCGCCAUGCAGCGAGAAGCUGUGGCGUACGGAUGAGGAGGGGAAGUGGCGGAGGUUGUACGGUGAGUCUUUCUUGUACACAGCAUUGCUUCUAUCUUGGCGAAGGUUUCUAUUCUUCGUGGUGGAGACAUGGGCGAAGUACUAUAUUCCUACGUACGAGACAGAUACUGACCUGGGAGCAAGAUGUGCAUGUUGCGGAGUGGGAGGGAGGCGGGCUGAGGCUGAACGAGCUCUGGCCGAGGACGGGGGAGAAAGAUGGAGCGAGAGUUCAGAAAUGGGUGGGCGAGAUGGAUGCGUUGGGGAUGACGAUAUUUGCAGUUACAACGGCGACGCAGUAUCCGUGAUGAGCGAGUUCUAA
This is a messenger RNA of Didymosphaeria variabile, 1209 nucleotides long. RefSeq lists its product as uncharacterized. The record is from RefSeq and is a predicted model, not a curated record. The transcript has 2 exons. The coding region runs from base 1 to 1209 and encodes 402 amino acids. Gene Ontology annotation, biological process: DNA-templated transcription. Lineage: Eukaryota; Fungi; Ascomycota; Dothideomycetes; Pleosporales; Didymosphaeriaceae. Gene Ontology annotation, molecular function: zinc ion binding; DNA binding.